This is a messenger RNA of Harpia harpyja (harpy eagle), 3804 nucleotides long. Its product is annotated as acyl-CoA dehydrogenase family member 11-like. The transcript is spliced from 14 exons. Lineage: Eukaryota; Metazoa; Chordata; Aves; Accipitriformes; Accipitridae. Gene Ontology annotation, molecular function: oxidoreductase activity, acting on the CH-CH group of donors. The record is from RefSeq and is a predicted model, not a curated record. Bases 99 to 2054 code for a protein of 651 amino acids.
CAACAUCAAAACAAAACAGGAUCGGUGCUGCUGUCAACCGAGGAAAAGGUCUGGCGGUGAGAGCCGUUGGCGUGACAUGCUCGGGGCUUUGCGGGAUCAUGCUAACCUGUCGCCUGCCUUGGUGGAGAUCCAGUGCUACCUGCAAGCCGUGGCAGUCGGGUCGCUUUCUGCUUGGCGUCUGGGAGAGGUGCCAACCGCUGAGUCGUAAAGGAGUUGACAGGACCGCGGGCCAGGGGCAACAGGUCGUCAUGCAGCAGGAACAAGUAUUAGAGGAUCUGGAAAUACCCCUUGCAAGGAGAGAAGCUGAGACCCUCUUCCAAGAGCAGCCCGAGACUGGGAACCCGUAUUUGGAAGAUGCUUUGCUUCGGAGUUACUUGAAAACACACCUUCCUCCCAAGGUACUGGAAGAGGUGAAUCAGGAUCUGGAGAGAUUUGGAAACCGUCUGCUAACCAACAUCAAACAUCUAGGAUGGGAAUGCGAGUUGAACCCCCCUGUGUUUCGGCAGUAUGAUGCCUGGGGGAGGCGGGUGGAUCACAUUGUCACCUGCUUGGCCUGGAGGAGGAUGAAAGAGAUUGCGGCAGAAGAGGGGCUGAUUGCUGAGGCCUAUGAGAGAAGAUACUCCAACUGGAGCCGUCUGCACCAAGCUGUCAAACUGUACUUAUUUUCAAGCUCCUCUGGAGGUUUCGGCUGUCCACUGGCCAUGACUGAUGGGGCAGCCAAAGUCAUUGAGUCACUAGGUAUUCCUGGAUCUCUGAAAAAUGCUUUUGACCAUCUGACAUCCCGUGACCCCAAGAAGUUCUGGACCUCUGGCCAGUGGAUGACUGAGCGCAGAGGAGGCUCUGAUGUUGCUAACGGCACCGAGACAGUGGCCAGAAAGCAGCCAGAUGGUACAUAUCGUCUCUAUGGUUUUAAAUGGUUUACAUCGGCUGCUGAUUCUGAUGUGGCAUUAACCCUGGCCAGGGUAGCGGACGCUGAAGGACAAGUAAAACAGUGGCCCCAGGCUUUCAGCAACCUGUCCCUGUUCUUCCUGAAGGUUCGAGAUGAGGAGGGGAAGCUGAACAGCAUCCAAGUGCAAAGGCUGAAAGAUAAAUUGGGCACACGGCAGAUGGCAACAGCAGAGCUAUGGCUACAUGGAGCUAAAGCAGAGCUAAUCUCUGCAGAGGGUCGUGGAGUGGCCUCCAUCUCCAACAUGCUGAACAUAACUCGGAUCCACAAUGUCAUUGCUGCAGUAGCUUCCAUGAGAAGGAUGAUCAGUCUGAGCAGAGAGUAUGCCCGUAGGCGGGUUGCCUUUGGGAAGCUCCUCAAGGACCAUCCCCUACACAUGCAGACGAUAGCCCGGAUGGAGGUGCAGACGCGAGGGGCGUUUCUUCUGCUUAUGGAGAUUGUUCGUCUGCUUGGACUCGUAGAAAACAACAUGGCGAAUGAGCAAGACCAGCUUCUCUUGAGACUGCUGACACCAGUCGCCAAACUGUACACUGGGAAGCAGGCUUCUGCUGUUGUUGUUGAGGCAAUGGAGAGUUUUGGAGGACAAGGUUACAUGGAGGAUACAGGCUUGCCAGUCAUAGUCCGCGAUACUCUGGUGCUGUCCAUAUGGGAGGGAACAACAAAUAUCCUGUCACUUGAUGUCCUGCGAUCCCUCACCAAGAGUCAAGGACAGGUGAUGGCUGUGUUCUUCUCCACAGUGCAGAAAAAACUGGAGCUGGCUUCGAGCACUGCGAAACUGGAACCUGCCGUGAAGCAAAUGCGGGAUGCCGUCAGCGGUCUUGCACAGUUCAUGCAAGCGGCUGGUUCAAGGGGAGCCACGACCAUGGAGCUAGCAGCAAGAGACUUCUCCUACACCCUAGCAAGGAUCUAUGCAGGAGCUCUUUUAAUUGAACAUGCAGCUCGGCCUGAUGCUUCCGCCACAGACAUCUGUGCUGCUCAAAGGUGGUGCAACCAGGAGCUGUGUCCUGUGGCCAGGGCGUUAGAGAACAGCAGCUACGAGGCUGAGGAAGUGCUCAUGGACAGCGCGCUGGUGUACGAGGGCAGCCCUGCCUGCGGCAGCAGGCUGUGACUCACCAGAGGCAACUGGGAAGCCCAACCCCCAGGGGAAAUUAAAGGUGGGUUGCAAUCCAAAAAAAAAAAAAAAAAAAAAAAAUCCAAAAAUCCUCAGACAGCCACGAAUUACAGGCACGGUGGGGACAGUCUACCAGGGGCCAGACCAAAUCCUUCUGCAGGAACGCCCAGCUGCACCACCUCCUCCAGUAUGAAAUCCACUGCUUUUGCGCUGAGUUAUUUGCUAACGCAGACGCAGCCAUUGAGAUUCAGUCCAAGAUGCUGAAUGUUCUUACUGUGUUUUAGGCAAAGACAAAGUGAUCAAAUCCAGAUAGUGACUUGAAGCAGCAGCUCUUCAAGUGCCAACUGGUGUUCUUUUUAAAGAAAAGCAGCCAAAAUCAAACUGAAAAUUAUUUGAAGCUGAUUAAACACAGAAAACGACCAUUUUUCCCCAUUCACCUUUUUGCUUUCCAAUGCUACACACGAUCUUCCACCCUGGUACCUGCCAGGAAUGGGGUUUUCUUCCAGGGCAGCCUCUUAGGCCCACCGUGGCUGUGAGGAUGGUGCGUCCCUUCAUACAAGCAACCUCCCCGGGAACUGCUGCGCUGGGCUCAGGACCCCCAGCUCAGCGGCUGAUCUUGGCAACUUGUUGGGUAAAACAAAGGCUUUGUAACUUAAACUUUCCAUUUUCCUAGCCAAGGCUACUGUUAAGCAAGGUGCUCACAGGACACUGCUUAGUCUAGCUCGUGCUUCUGAUUUUUCCUUUUACGUUCUACCUUGUCUCAAACAAGCUUUGCUUUUACUUUAACCUGGAGGAGAGGCUUUACCUUCACAUGUAUGGUUGGGCACCUUGUCCCCGCUAAAGCUGCGAACUCAGCUCCGCAGUCAGCCGACAUGGGCAAGAAAAACAUUCUCAGCCUACUGUGUUUCAAACACGGGAUACAGGCAAUUGUUAUUUGCGGCUCCAUAAAUGGUCAGCGUCAACAUCAACACUGCGGUGCAAAGUCCUUCUGUAACAGCUUAGGGGAGGAGGCAAUUUCAAUUACGUCACUCAAAUUACAUCAAAACUGUACCAGUUUGGCAACAAAAUUAAAGAAAAAAAUUAAUUUUCUUAAAUUUUUCUUAAGAAAGCUUUUUUUAUUCUCUAUGACCUCCAGAAAACUUAUUCAUUCCCUAUGCAUGUGUCCUAACGAUGCUGCAAUUCAUACCAACAUAAAUUCUGACGUAAGUUUUAGAUUGAAAUCCAGUAAUCCUCCACCAAAGCAAACACCUAAAUAUUGACUGCGUGCUUCUCUUCACCCUCAGCCCAUCAGUCUGCCUACUUAGUAUUACCCUGAUGACUAAAAGUUGCUAAUAAUAGAAGAAAAACAAUAGUAGAACAAAGACAGUUGGAAUAUAUAGCUGUGAAGUGCUACAGCAGCUAGGAUAGCGAGUGGGAAGAGAGGAAAGGAACCGUUUCCUGAGCACAAAGUCAUCCAACACUUCACUGAGGCCAAAGCCCGCCGAUGCAGGAGGACCCAAACAACCAAACGCUGCCUCCAGGGAGGAGCCGAGCCAUGCCAGCGCCUGUGGGACACGGUGAGGAAGGCUCUGUGGGCACGCUCUGUCCCAGCGCGGGGAUCACAGGGCUGAGCCAAGCAGAGCUGCCCUCAAAUCACACAAACACCGUUUAGCCAGACCCAGCACCCAGAGGCCUUCCACUGCAGUGUUUCUCUGCGUCCGUUAUAUGUGCAUUUAAGUGAAUAAAUAACAUUUGGCUUUGAAAAAUC